ACCCCCUUUUUUUCUCAAAGCCCUCAUACCUGUAUUUCCCUUCUCAACCCUAAACAUACACUGCCUCUUCUGCCCCUGUAAUUCCCAAUCUCUCUUCCUCUCCUUCUUGCCCUUCACGAUUUUCUCCACAAUUUACCCGCCAAUUUCCUUCCACUCCGUCUUUUCAAAUUGUCGUUGUUUUUUGCCCCUUUUUUCUUCUGCAACCUCUGUUUCUCUUCUUCCUGCAAUUCCAAGACCUCGACUUUCGAGCUCGAUCCGCCUUCUGCAGCUUCGGGAUUUCGAUUCUUGGUGUUUUGAGUAAAACCCAGUUCGUCUUUUUGUUGAUUUGAUCGAUUUGAUCGAUUUUGAAGAUGAGCUUGUGAAUUUAAUUGGCUGGAGCUAGGGUUUGGAUAAUUUCAGAUGUGUGCAGAUUCAGAGUUGAUGCUUGAUGUGAUAGAGGCAUGUGAAUCUUUACUGACCGUAGUUAUAUUGAUUUGUAGACAUGCUUUAGUACAGUUUGAAAGGCAGUGCUUCCAACUAUAAAUUGGUUGUUUCUUUGGGGGACUGUGGAGCUAUUGCUGUCUUUGUUAUACCUAAUACAGCGGGUUUGACUUCUUUGAUGGCUAACCACGAUUUGAUGCUUGGGCAAAGUCACAAUUUAGCGCUUGGGCAGAAUCAGCAAGUACUGGGCCACAAUCAUAACAUAGGACUUGGGCAAAAUCAUGAUUUUCAAUUGGGACAGUCUAGUGAGCAUCAUUUGGGUUUGGGACAGGCCCAUGACCAUGACGUGGGUUUAGGGCACGCUGAUCAUGAAUUGGGUUUAGGACAGAGCCAUGACCAAGAAGGGGAUGAUGGUCACAGCUAUGGGCAUGAUAACGAGUUAGGUGUGGAUCAGAAACCUAAUCAUGAUGACCAUGAAAUGGCUCUUCCUACUCAGAACCAUAAUAUGGUCUUAGAGAACAAUGAACUGGCCGUCUCAGAGGGCCAAGAACUUGAUGAAAAUAUGGAACUGUCUAUGGUUCAAAAUAAUGAAAUGGGGAUAGAAUCUGCCCAUGGUUUGAGUAUCCAGGAAUCUGAUUUUGCACUCAGCCCCAGUCCUGUGAUUCAGGCCCGUAUGGCGCAUGUAAAUCCCAAUUAUGAAUUGUCAGUGGGGCAAGAGUUCCCUGAUGUCAAGAGCUGCCGGAGGGCACUAAGGGAUACUGCUAUUGCUUUACACUUUGAAAUGCAGACUAUUAAAUCUGACAAGACUCGCUUCACUGCCAAAUGUGCCACUGAGGGAUGCCCAUGGCGUAUUCAUGCUGCAAAGCUUCCUGGAGUUCCAACUUUCACAAUCAGGACCAUCAUUGAUAAUCAUACAUGUGGAGGAAUUUCUCAUCUUGGCCAUCAGCAAGCCUCAGUUCAAUGGGUUGCAAAUUCUGUGGAGCAACGGCUUAGAGAGAACCCUAAUUACAAGCCAAAGGAGAUACUGGAGGAGAUUCACCGAGUUCAUGGUAUCACCUUAUCAUACAAGCAAGCUUGGCGAGGCAAGGAGCGUAUCAUGGCUGCAAUGCGUGGUUCCUUUGAAGAAGGGUAUCGCUUGCUUCCACAAUAUUGUGAACAGCUUAAACGGACAAACCCAGGGAGUAUUGCAUCCGUCUAUGCAUGCGUGGAUGAUAACAGCUUCCAACGCCUCUUCAUAUCAUAUCAGGCAUCAAUUUAUGGUUUCCUGAAUGCUUGUCGGCCCCUCCUUGGACUUGAUAGGACAUAUUUGAAAAGUAAGUAUCUGGGAACUUUGCUUCUUGCGACCGGUUUUGAUGGUGAUGGUGCUCUCUUUCCUCUGGCAUUUGGGGUUGUUGAUGAGGAGAAUGAUGAUAACUGGAUGUGGUUUCUUUCUGAACUUCAUAAUCUGCUUGAGAUUAAUACAGAAAAUAUGCCUAGGCUUACAAUUUUGUCAGACAGGCAGAAGGGCAUUGUAGAUGGAGUUGAAGCAAACUUUCCCACUGCUUUUCAUGGAUUUUGCAUGCGUCACUUGAGUGAUAGCUUCCGCAAAGAGUUUAACAAUACAAUGCUUGUUAAUCUUUUAUGGGAGGCUGCUCAAGUUCUCACUGUUAUAGAAUUUGAAGCAAAAAUUUUGGAGAUUGAAGAGAUAUCACAAGAUGCUGCAUAUUGGAUUCGGCGAAUUCCACCUCGCUUGUGGGCUACUGCUUAUUUUGAGGGAACAAGAUUUGGGCAUUUGACAGCUAACGUAGUUGAAUCUCUAAAUGCUUGGAUAUUGGAGGCGUCGGGGCUUCCAAUCAUUCAGAUGAUGGAAUACGUCAGAAGGCAGCUGAUGACUUGGUUCAAUGAGCGUCGAGAGAUCAGUAUGCAGUGGACAUCGAUUCUUGUGCCCAGUGCAGAGAGACGUGUUUUGGACGCUGAAGAGCGUGCACGCACUUAUCAGGUCCUUCGUGCUAAUGAGGCUGAAUUUGAAGUUAUAUCCCAUGAAGGGACGAACAUAGUGGACAUUCGAAACCGUUGCUGCCUUUGUCGGGCCUGGCAGCUUUAUGGUUUGCCAUGUGCACAUGCCGUUGCAGCACUUAAAUCGUGCAGGCAGCAAGUCAACCGAUUUACAGAGAGCUGCUUCACAGUCACCACCUAUCGGAAGACAUACUCACAAACAAUACAUCCUAUUCCAGACAAGUCCCUCUGGAAGGAGUUAUCCGAGGGAGAUCCAAAUGGGAGCAUGAUUGUUGAUGUUCUAAUCAAUCCACCUAAGUCCCUCCGCCCACCAGGACGGCCGAGAAAGAAGCGUGUCCGAGCAGAAGACCGUGGCCGUGUGAAGCGAGUGGUGCAUUGUAGUCGGUGCAAUCAAACCGGCCACUUUAGGACGACUUGUGCGGCCCCCAUCUAGAUUGUGUCACUGCUUGGAGAUUAGUUGCUGCUGCUAUACAAUCUGAGUACGUCCCUCGUUUGUGCAAAGGAAUUCUUGCUUUGUGAUUAUUUAUGUAGUUUUUGUUAGUUAGUUCGGUAAUUAUAUAGUGUAUUUCGUGGAAGUUAUAUGGAUAUCCUGUCAUAAUAUGAAUGUUAUUAACACCAAUAAUUUUCAACGUUGACGGUGAUAUCAUGGUGUUUGUAUCACUGGUUAUACA
Malus domestica (apple) is the source of this 3086-nucleotide messenger RNA. The record is from RefSeq and is a predicted model, not a curated record. Lineage: Eukaryota; Viridiplantae; Streptophyta; Magnoliopsida; Rosales; Rosaceae.